UCUCCCCAGGCCUCAGAGCAGGCCUGUUUGCUGCUGUCUUUGGCGCUUUGUGUACAAACAGCUGAAAGGAGACGUAGUAAUGGGCUCGCUGUCGACAGCCAGAUUGUGAAGAAGCCAGUACAGACACGUGCUCUUUGGGGAAUGACACCCUGAUGCUGGGCUCCUCACGGAGGCCAAAAGUCCGUCUCUUGGGCCCAAAGCCGAGUGGAGAAGCAGGAAGAGUCUGGAAAGGCAGAUGGAACACAUCCUGCAGGCACAAAAUAAAAGCCACCAUGGAGGCUGCAGGCCCCACUGCAGAGUCACCAGGGACAGCAGAAACAGGCCCGGGGGCAGCACCAGGCCGCAGUGCACAGUGCAGGAGGAAGAGAAGCUGAGCUCGGUGCCCCACAACUGCUCCCUCCGCUCCAGGAGGAAUCCUCCCCCGCCCUCGUCCUGCGCGAGGCUGCGACUGGUGGCCCGAGGCAUCGCCGACGCCCUGGCGGUGCUGGGCAGCUUGCGGAGCUGGAGCUCCGAGCCACUCCCGGGCACCGGCCCCACGCUGGAGCUGCUGGCUGCGGUCUGGCGGGACAUGUCUGCCUGCUUCCAGCCGGGCCCUCGGGGCUCCUCCAGGAAGUUCCAGCACACUCAGAGGAGGGCCCGGAAAAGGCCCGGGAAACCGAAAACGCAAAAGCUCAGAGCUAAGUCACCUGGAUGCCAGGAAGCCACGGUCAUCUUCAGCCUCCUGCGCCUGCUCACGUGGGACCUGAGGCUGGUGGCACACUCGGGGCCCUGCCUCUGACCCCCCAGUUCCCUUAGCCAGCCCUGGGACUGAGGCCCCGCCCUCAGGUGCCUCACCGGGGCCCAGGCAGGAGCUCCCACCCACAGGGCAGGGGAUCCCCACGACUGCAGCCCUGGGACACUUACACUGGCCUCUCAGGGUGGGGGACUCCAGGCCACCUUCCGAAGGACCCAGGGAGGCCUCUGGGGUGUUUUGCCCCCCAGGGGGCUCUGGCAGAAAGAG
Messenger RNA from Condylura cristata (star-nosed mole), 1000 nucleotides. RefSeq names its product interferon lambda-4-like. The transcript has 7 exons. The record is from RefSeq and is a predicted model, not a curated record. NCBI's taxonomy places the organism in Eukaryota, Metazoa, Chordata, Mammalia, Eulipotyphla, Talpidae. Gene Ontology annotation, molecular function: cytokine activity. Bases 236 to 778 code for a protein of 180 amino acids. Gene Ontology annotation, biological process: innate immune response; positive regulation of immune response; cell surface receptor signaling pathway via JAK-STAT.